Messenger RNA from Cokeromyces recurvatus, 1694 nucleotides. RefSeq lists its product as uncharacterized. NCBI's taxonomy places the organism in Eukaryota, Fungi, Mucoromycota, Mucoromycetes, Mucorales, Mucoraceae. The coding region runs from base 136 to 1623 and encodes 495 amino acids. The transcript has a single exon. The record is from RefSeq and is a predicted model, not a curated record.
AAAAAAAAAAUUAAAAAAAAUUAGUAAAGUCUUUUCUUUUUCUUUUUUUUUUAUUUCUUAACUUAUUUGGAUUACAUACAUAUUUCUUCUUUUAUAAUAUAUUUUAUCAUACAUCCUAAAGUGAGUCAGAUUAAGAUGGGUCAAAGACAAUCUACUGAAGAUAGUCAAAAUCAGAAUCGAAAUGAUAAUAACAAUAGUAAUACGAAUAAUGACGAUGGCACCAAUACAUUAACAACAAGAGGUAGAAUAAUUAGGCCUAGUGCUAGAGUUCCAAUUAUUAGAGAAAAUCCAAUUAGCAGAACAACUCCUCCACGAAGAGCAGCAGCAACGACACCUAAUACUGCAUUUAUACCAGUGAACGAAAAUCAACGUAGAGAUGAAAGAAGAUGGAGAAGGGCACAAUUAAGAGAACGAGCUUUAAAUGGGGCUGAUACUAAUCGUACAAAUAAUAUUACCACAGUAUCAGAAGCUAUUGAGGCAGCAGCAAGUAUUAAUAGAAUAGCAACAUCUGAUAUUGCAACAACAACAACAACAUCUAUAUCUUCCAUGAGUCCCUUUUCAAGGAUGAUUGUUCAAGUUAUUAGUGAAGCGGUUGUUUCAUCUUUUCGUAAUGGAUCAUUAGAUUCCGAUGUAGCUUAUGAACGCACUACUGUUAGUAACAGUCAUAGACCUGUACGCCAACAACUUACUAUGCAUUUAUCACCUGAGGUAUUUCAACAGAUUGAGCCUGAAAGUACAGAAGAUUCUUUUAUGCAAUUUUUUAGAUUACCCGUUAUUGUUACCAGUGUACCUACGUCUUCUGCUACUAAUAAUAAUAAUAAUACCUUGUCAACAAAUAAUCAACCUAGGUCAACAGCGAUAAAUGCAGAUGGAGAAUCGCCUACAAUAUCAGAAGAGGAAGGUGAAAUUACGCGUAUUUUAAUGUUACCUGUCUUUUUAUAUGGUUUACGUACAGCAACUACUACUGUUAAUAAUAAUACUAAUACUAAUACUAAUAAUACUAAUAACCAACAACAACAACAACAACAAACAAACAGUAAUAACAAUGGUUCUAGACAAGGCACAAGGUCUAGUGUAAGAAUCAGAGAAAGAUUAGAAAGAGAAAGAGCAACACCCACACAAUCAGAAACUCAACAAGAGCAAAAUCAAUCACAAAGAACAACAGCGAAUAAUCAUAAUGAUAGUAGUAGUAAUAAUCAUAGUAGCAGCAGCAGUAGUAGUAGUAGUAGAACAGGACAAUGGACAGUUUAUAUUCUAAGUGGAAAUAGUGUAGAAAACAUGAUAAAUGACAGUCCAUCUUAUGAAGAGUUAUUAGAAUUAGCAGCUAUGAUUGGGCCAGCCAGAAGGCCUACAGUCAGUCAAGAAGCGAUUGACAAUUAUGUACCUAUUGUCAAAUAUACCCAGCAAGUGAAACAAACGAUUGUGGGUAAUUCAGAUGGGUGUCAGGUAUGUCUGAAUAGUUACCAAUCAGAAGAUGAUGUUCGUGUGCUUGCGUGUCAUCAUGGGUUUCACAAAGAUUGUAUUGAUAAAUGGUUAACUGAAGGUCAAAAUCAAUGUCCGCUUUGCCGAGAAGUACCUAUUCCCACCAAUGAAAAUACUACACCACCCUCUUCCACAAAUUAAAUUACUUUGCGAAAUAUGAUUGGCUAUAUUUUCUUUUGUAUAUUAUAAAAAAAAAAAAAAAAAGGGGGGGG